UCCAAACUCAUGAAGCGGAGGGCCGAAAGAGAGCCCACGGCCAUGGCUGGAGAAGCCGAAGAGCACGAAGAAACCAGGGAGGGAGAAGCUGAGGAAGGCGAAGAAGACGCUGACCUCAAUUGUCGUGAGGGUUCCGACAUCUGCCAGGCCCUCAUGGACCGCUACGCCAAGUCCUCCGCCCCCCAGCAUCGCCACCUCUGCGCCUCCGCAGCCGCCAUGCGCUCCAUCCUCCAAGAAGAAGGGCUCCCCCUCACCCCGCCCGCCUACUUCGCCGCCGCCUUCACCGCCGUCCGCGAUUCCGCCCGCGCCGACACCAGCGCCACCGCCGCCCUCGCCUCCUUCCUCUCUAUCCUCCUCCCUCUCCUCCCUGCCGGGUCUUUGCCCCCGACCAAGGCCAAGGACGCCGCCUUUGUUCUCGCGGCUUUCCUUCGGGACCCGCCGAGUGGCCUGGCCACUGGGACGGCGCGCUCCUUGGUCAAGUCGUUGGGUUUGCUGGUGCUGCGUGUCGAUUUGGAGGACUGGGGAGCGGUUGAAUUGCCUUUGGAGACUCUUUUGGCUUUUGCUGUGGACCGACGCCCUAAGGUACGCAGAUGUGCUCAAUUAUGUGUUGAGAAGGUCUUUAGAACUUUGAAGAAUUCUGAUGUUGUUAAAAAGGCAAGCAAAGUGGUGGCUUGUAUGUACAAAAAAUACAUUCCAUUGGCAAAAGAACUCAGUUCUAUGGAACUUUCAGAUGCACCUAAAAGUAAAAAGCUGCCAAUACCUGAGCAUAUGGAACUCCUCCAUAUGCUAAAUGUGUUGACACUUCUCAUUCCAAACCUCUCUAAGAAAAUCAAAAUAAAGAUCUUUUCUGAUGCUUAUAAGCUUCUGGGUUGUCGUUUCUCAUUGCUUACAAGACACACUCUCAAACUUAUUGAUGCACUAUUGAGACACUCAGAAGUUAAAGUUCUCAUAUCUGAAUCAGAGAACAUUAGUUCUGCUCUUACAUCCUAUGUGUCUUCUAAUGAGAAGAAUCCUGUUGACACCAUUUUUGCUGCAUCCACAUUGUCGAAAAUUGUCUUGAACAAGCUUCACGAUGCUCAGCCAAACAUGUGGAUACGCUGUCUUCCUCCUAUCUUCACUUCAGUUGCAGGAUAUUUGGGUUCUGAUGCCAAUACUUCUAAAGAUGCUGCGCAUGUCUUGAAAGAAUUAAUUAACUUAAAUAUUGAUCGGAGGAUUUUCUUGACUAAUGCAAGUCAAUCAUGCAAUUUUGAGAAGGAGAGUUCCCCUGAGGCAGCUGCAGUUAUAUCUAUCAGUUCUCUGUUUAGCGAUUUGCUCAGCACUUGUGAUGUACCUACUGAGUAUAUGUUGGCAGUCAUUUCAGUUUUGUUUCUCAGUCUUGGUGAAUUCUCAUAUAACUUUAUGAAGGAGGUUUUACUUAAAUUGUCGCAUUGGGCAAUUAAUGUAGAUAAGGAAUUGCAAACUGCAAAGCAUCUUCAGGAGUGUAUUGGGGCUGCUAUAAUUGCUAUGGGACCAGAGAAGGUGCUUUCACUGAUACCCAUCACUUUUGACAAGGAAAAGUUAACUUGUUCAAAUACUUGGCUCAUACCUAUACUAAAGAAAUAUGUGGUUGGAUCAUCAUUGCAAUUUUUUAUGGAGCAUAUUGUGCCCCUAGCAGAAUCUCUACAAAAUGCCUGUGAUAAAGUUAAAAAAGCAUCUAAGCAGAAAAAUCUGAAGUCCUGUGUUCAUGGCUUAUGGGAUUUGCUUCCUGCCUUCUGCCACUAUCCAACUGAUACUUAUCAUAAUUUUAAGAUCUUGGCCAAGCUAUUGAUGGUGGUUUUAAAGGAAGAUCCAUCCUUACAUGAAGUCAUAGCCGUAGCCUUGCAGGAACUUGUGAAUGAAAACAGAAGUAUAGUCCAAACAAGUCAAGAUGACAACCAGCACGGGGACCUAUCAACUAGCCUCAUUUUAGAAAAUCUUCAUGUUGAAUCUAGAUUUUCACCUUUUCAUUACUCCAGGAAAACUGCAUCUAAGAAUAUAAAGGCCUUGACCUCGAGUUCUGUGGAUUUAGUUGAGACUAUUGCGGAUGUUUUCUUUGAUUCUCCUCCUGAAAAGCGUGCUUACCUGAAGGAAACAAUUGGCUGCUUAGCUUUUCUUGUCGGGAGUGAAAGCAUUCAUAGCCUCUUUCUUUCAUUAUUGGAAAAGUUUGAUUUAGUAGGUUCUUUAGUUGAAUCUAAAGAACUGGAGGAUCCAAGUCAAGAUGCUGAUAAGAAGGAAGAGGUAGAAGAAUCAGCCAAUAAGGAGAAACACAAAGAAAAUAGGUGUUUGGUUAUGGAGCUUGUAUCCUCAUUUGUUGAAGCAGCUGAUAAAGAUCUCAUUAAUAUAUUUUUUGAUUUUGUCAGGUCUUCUUUAUUGGUUUGUGAUGAGCGUUGUCAACGUGAAGCAUACUUUACUUUGAGUAAAAUUUUGAAGGGGCAUAGUUGGUUUUGCUCAGCUCGAGUUAAUGAGUUAAUCGAUCUGUUUAAUAGUAUUAAGGCCCCUGCGGAUAGUAUGGCGUUGAAAAAUCGUUUGUCGUGUUACCAUUUUCUAUUGGUUCACAUGUUAAAGAGAAAUGAGGAGAACAUGAACACCAAAGCAUUUUUAAUUCUGAAUGAGAUUAUACUCACACUAAAGACUAAGAAAGAAUCUCGAAAACUAGCAUAUGAUGUACUCCUGACUAUAAGUGGCAGCUUAAAGAACCCUCAGUCUGGUGAUGCAGAAUCAGAUCUUCAACGGUUAAUUAGUAUGGUGAUGGGAUAUCUCUCUAGUUCAUCUCCUCACAUAAUAAGCGGAGCAAUAUCUGCACUUUCAUUGCUUAUAUACAAUGAUGCUGACUUUUGUCUGGCUGUGCCAAACCUGCUGCCAUCAGUUUUAGUUUUGCUGCAAAACAAAGAUAUUGAAGUCACUAAAGCAGCUUUGGGCUUCGUAAAGGUGUUGGUUUCCUCCUUGCAGACCGAUAAACUACUGAAACUUGUCCCUAAUGUUGUCAAUGGAAUAUUGCCAUGGUCAUCUGUUUCAAAACAUCAUUUCAAAUCAAAGGUUGCAGUCAUCCUUGAGAUCUUCAUAAGAAAGUGUGGUUUUGAUGCCAUCGACAUUAUUGUGCCUAAAAACUGCAAGGCCUUCGUUAAAACCAUUAAAGAGGGUCGCCGAAGCAAGAAAAAUCCUAAGAGAGUUGCCCGUUCAGAAACAGCAGUGAAGUCGGCAGAUUCAGUCACCAAAGGAGGGAAGAAAAGGGUACUUGGUGAUGUAACUGGAUCACAAGAGAAGAAUUCCAGGGCAACUACCAAGGAUCAGAAAGGGAGAAGAAAGAAACAGAGAAAAGAUAUUUUGAGCAUGAAUGAGACUUGUCAAACUGCUGGUAGAAACCAAUUGACAAAUGGUGCAAAUCCUUCUAAUUCUGAGAGUUUACUUGAAGCACGGUCAAGAGAGAACAAAAAGAGGAAUGUGAUUGAUAGACCAAAGUGGCGCAAUAGAGCAACUGGUGACCAUAGAAGGGACGACAAGAAGCCGAAGCAUGCCCCAGCACAUUCCAAGUUUGAUCCAUCUGCCAAAUCCAACAAACGCAAAAUGUCAGGAAAUCCACGGGGAGUUAAAUGAGUUUCAUAAGCAUUUGCAAGAUGGAGAUAUACACAAUGAGAAUCUGCAGUCCCAUCUCAUGUCUCCAGGUUCAUGGGAAGUAUGUGGUAUUUGCUUGGAGACCGUCUGAGCUUGACAUUGAAAUUUGACACUCAGCUAGGAACCAGAAUUGCUGGAAGAAAAAACACAAUGUCUGAAAGUGAUAUGGAAGGUCAGGUGCUUCAACACAUGCUGGGAGGAGGCAAAACACAAGUCAUAUUUUCUCACCUUGAUCACCACGUCAAAUUCUGGCCUCACCCAUGACAAUCUUUUUGACUGUUCUCCCGGAAUGAUGUACAAUCCGAGUUUAUUUAUUCUUUUACAAAAACAUGAAAACUAUAACUAGAUUACAGUACCUUAUUUUCAAUGUAAAAUCUUGAUUUAUAAGAUAGAUUUUCCCCCCUCCCUUCCUUUUU
Molecule: messenger RNA, 4046 nt
Organism: Phoenix dactylifera (date palm)
Lineage: Eukaryota; Viridiplantae; Streptophyta; Magnoliopsida; Arecales; Arecaceae
Product: ARM repeat superfamily protein
Source: RefSeq, a predicted model, not a curated record